UGGGGGAGCGGGAAGAGGAGAGGAGAGGGACUCCACUGUCCAGGCCGCUGUGGGGAGCGGGGCCCACCGCGGUGUCUGAGCGGGCGGGGAGACUCGGGGCCGGGGAGCGAGGACAGCAGAUUGACAUCCACAUCCAUCCAUCCAUCGAGCUACAGAGUUUGUGAACUCCUGUCGACAUCAUGGCUGAAAGUGGCGACUGGGGAGGUAAUUCAGUGGCCUCUACAUCAAAGAAACAAAAAGGUGGGAUAUUUACUCAAGUGGGCAAUUUCCUCAAAAGUCUUUGGCCAGGCACCUCGUCAAAGAAAGAUGGUCAGAACACAGGAACAAUGACAGAAAAGCAAAGUGGGAUUAAGAGCGGAGCCUCAAUGGAAUGUGAAACCGCUGAAGAGGAAAGGGAACAAUGUCCAUCCAGAGGGAGAGGAAUAGGAGAUGUGGUUCACGGCCCUGGAACUGACCCAAGUGGCGAAAUCCAUCAUGAUCGAGAUUCAUCAAACAAGGAAUCAUCGAGUCUCAUUCAAGGAGCAGAUGUAACGCCUACAUUCUCUGAGCUCGUGACACAGUGGAGCGACUGCCAAUUGUUCCAACUGACAACAUUCUAUCUGGAGAGACUAAAACAGGUGAUUGAAGAAGAGGUUGAACAUCUCAGCUUCAUGAUGAAACGGGAGGAAUGUUUCAAUGAACAAGAACACGGGAGUGUCGCUGAGCUCUUGGUAAAGGGAAACCGCAGAGACAGUUCCACACUCUUCCUCAGUCUGGUGAUGGUGAAUGGUAACCGUGCCCGGCGGGUGAUGUGGGAAUCCUUUGUGAAAAUGCAGAAUGAAUUACCAAAGCUGGACAAAAUACUGAAAGAAAUCCAGGAGCUCGGUCCUGAUCCACAAGAAUACAUGAACAUCACCAGACGUUUAACUGAAUUACCCUUUCAUAUGGAAGAUGUUCAACAGAAACACAAGGAGAAUCUGCGAGCACAGACUGAAACACUGAGCGUGAACACCAUCCUGAUGAAUGAGAAGGUUAAGGAUUUCCUGCUGCUUGAUCGAUACGUUGAGCUCACAAUCAUCUCCUCUGUUCGAGAUCGGACACUGGUGGAAUAUGAGCUGCUGGCAAGAGGCCGGGAUCUUGAGGAAUGGCAAGAGAAACAUCUCCGGGGAAAACUGGAAAAAAUCAGGACUGAUCAAUUGUUCCACAGCAGCUUUUCCCGGAGUAAAUCCGGAUCUGUGAGUUCAGCAUCAGUGGCCGGAUUCCCGGGGAUUGGAAAAACAACAAUGGUGCAAAAGAUUGUUCAUGACUGGGCCACGGGGAAAAUAUACCCACAUUUCCAGUUUGUCUUCAGUUUCAAAUUCCGGGAUUUAAACACAAUUGACUGCAGUAUAAACCUGAGGCAACUAAUUCUGCAUCGGUAUCCUUACUUUGGGAAUAUGCUAGGAGAGGUCUGGAAGAACCCAGAGGGAUUGCUGUUUAUAUUCGACGGUCUGGAUGAAUUCAAGGGCAGAAUCGAUUUUGCUGACAGUCGGAGAGACACAGAACCUCAGCACCAGUGCCCAGAUCCUGAAUCCCGGUGUGAAGUGUCUGACAUUGUGUACAGUUUAAUCCAGCACAAGCUGCUCCCAGGGUGUUCAGUGCUAGUGACCACCCGCCCCACUGCGUUACAUUUACUGGAAAAGGCAGAGAUCAGUGUCCGGGCUGAAAUCCUGGGAUUUGUUGGUGAGGAACGGAAGGAAUAUUUCACCAGGUAUUUUGAAGAUCAGACGGUGGCAGCAGCUGUUUUCCAACACGUGAAGGAGAACGAGAUCCUGUACACCAUGAGCUACAACCCCUCCUACUGCUGGAUCCUCGGCCUGACACUGGGCCCCUUCACACAAACACACUGGGACCCGCAGCGAGUUCCCAAGACCAUCACACAACUAUAUUGCUACUUUAUUUACAACAUCCUGAAAAACCACGGCCGUGAGAUUGAGAACCUCCGUGAGGUGUUACUGAGGGUUGGUCAGAUGGCCUUCACUGGAGUGGCUGAGAAGAACAUUGUGUUCACAGAUGAAGAUUUGAUCAAAUACAAUCUGCAGCCUUCCCAGUUCCUGUCCGGGUUCCUGAUGGAACUUUUGGAGAGAGAGGGUUCAGCCCAGAGCGUGGUGUACACCUUCCCGCACCUCACCGUCCAAGAGUUUGUAGCCGCACUCGCACAAUUCAUGACUGUAGAUCGCGGGGAUAUCACGACACUCCUCAUUGAAGCCCAUGGCAUGACAGACGGGCGAUUUGAAGUAUUUCUCCGUUUUGUCGCUGGUCUCUCCUCCCCACGGGCAGCUCGGAUCCUGGAGGAGUUUCUGGGACAAUUCCCUCAUCAAACAAUCUGCCGAGUGAGUGAUUGGGUGAAGGAGGAGGUUAAACGUCAGGCUGGAAACACAAAGAGUAAAGCUGGUCAAAGGAGGCUCCUGAACACGAUGCACUACCUGUUUGAGUCUGAGCAGACACUGGGAUCUUUGGAAACUCUUUCAUUCCGUGGACUGCGACUGACCCCGAUUGACUGUGCGGCCCUGUCUUAUGCCAUCAGGCCCUGUGAUACAAUCAAAGACCUCGAUCUGGAGAGCUGCCGCAUUCAGUGUGAAGGUCUCCAGCGGCUGGGACCGGUUCUGCACAAGUGUCAGCACUUGAGACUGGGAAACACCGACCUGGGAGAUUCCGGAGUGAAACUGGUGUCUGCGGCUCUGAGGAACCCGGACUGUAAAAUACAGAGACUGGGGCUGAACAGUGUCGGUCUCACAGAUUCUGGAGCCAAGGAUCUCGUCUCCGCUCUCAGUACAAUCCCCUCACUGACGUGGCUGGACCUGGGAUUCAACUCCCUCACAGACCAAUCUGUCCCCCCUCUCCGCGUCCUCAUACUGAACCACCCGAGACUGGAGCCGAUCAGGCUGAAGGGGAAUAAGUUCAGUCCGAACGGGGAGCAGGAACUGUCGGUGCCGCAGGAACCCACAUCCGGACUGAACCCAGACCUGGAAACGAGAAUAUCUUGGAAUACAAAAGUCACCGCCCAGUGGAAUCCCUGCCCUCUCCUUUCAACCCCAACGUUUCCCGGGCCGCCCCAAUUGUAGGGCAGAGUCCCCCUUGUCCUCACCUUCCACCCUACCAGUCGUAACAUACAACAGAUUACCCACCGACAUUUUUGCCACCUCUAACAGGAUCCGACCUUUCUGUCCUGGGCCUCCAUGGCCAGAGUGAGGCCCACCGUAAAUUGGAGGAGCAGCACCUCAUAUUUUGCUUGGUCAGUUUACACCCCAGUGGUAUGAACAUUGUCCUAGAUCCCUCUGUUCAACUACAUUCUUCAAUUCCCUACCAUUUACCAUGUAUGUCCUAUUUUGAUUAGUCCUGCCAAGAUGUAGCACCUCACACUUAUCAGCAUUAAACUCCAUCUGCCAUCUUUCAUCCCACUCUUCCAAAUGGCCUAAAUCUCUCUGUAGACUUUGAAACUCUACUUCAUUAUCCACAAACCACCUAUCUCAGUAUCAUCUGUAUACUUACUAAUCCAAUUUACCACACCAUCAUCCAGAUCAUUGAUGUACAUGACAAUUAACAGUGGACCCAACACAGAUCCCUGAGGCACCACCAGGUCUCUCGCUUAACAUUUUUUCCCUGUUGCCAACCGGGUAACUCUGACAGCUUUUUAGGUUGCCAAAUGAUAGUUUAGGUGAUCAUUUAAGACGGUUUGCAUGAUGCGUGCGAUAAUGCACUCGGACGAAGUGCGUAGUUACCAGUCGGAAUUAUGCUCAAUGAAGCAUUCACAUAUUAUGUUCAAGAAGGAACUGCAGAUGCUGGAAAAUCGAAGAUAGACAAAAGUGCUGGAGAAACUCAGCGGGUGCAGCAGUAUCUAUGGAGCAAAGGAAACCCAUCAGUCUGAAUAAGGGUAGGUAUGUUACAAAACCUACCUGAAUCGUCAUUGGGAAUCUGCCCUCAGCCAUGUCCGCGAUUUUGGCGCUGUUUGGAGGGGGCGGGUUUAAAACGCGAUUUUUACUAGGCUGUACUAAUCGCAGAUGUUCAGCCUAGUAAAUCAUUAACGAAAAAUCGCUGCAAGACCCGGUCGCAAAAGGCAUUAUUAGUUUUAUAGGCCUCGAUAAUAUAGUUAUAAUAGUUUUAAAAUUACUGUCUCAUUCCGCAACCUCUCGCAGCCCCAGGGUUUUAUAAAGCAAACAAUUAAAGGUAUGUACCUUAUUUUUUCAUUAAAUGGGGCAUAUAUAUAACCCUGUAAUUAAAGUUAUCUAUAGCGAGUAGUUCAUUUUGGGCUUUUUAUAUCCCGCAGUAUUUUUCUCGGCAUUUGAGGGCACAAAUCCAGCGCGAUGUCAACGUUCUAAACCAGCGCGUUCACAUGAACCCACUAGAAAGCCGAUUUAAAUGGGCAUUUAUUUACAGCAAUUGAACACUAAAUUCCUUCCAUUUGGCCUAUAAAUUAAUGUAAAUUAGAUAUAAAAAUCAUG
Leucoraja erinaceus (little skate) is the source of this 4460-nucleotide messenger RNA. Its product is annotated as NACHT, LRR and PYD domains-containing protein 3-like. The coding region runs from base 180 to 3083 and encodes 967 amino acids. NCBI's taxonomy places the organism in Eukaryota, Metazoa, Chordata, Chondrichthyes, Rajiformes, Rajidae. The record is from RefSeq and is a predicted model, not a curated record. The transcript is spliced from 10 exons.